Messenger RNA from Kuraishia capsulata CBS 1993, 1887 nucleotides. RefSeq lists its product as uncharacterized. The coding region runs from base 1 to 1887 and encodes 628 amino acids. The transcript has a single exon. Lineage: Eukaryota; Fungi; Ascomycota; Pichiomycetes; Pichiales; Pichiaceae. The record is from RefSeq and is a predicted model, not a curated record.
AUGUUCAGGAUAUUAGCACAAAACUCAGUCAAACAGGGCCAGAGAGCUUCUUCGAAGGCGCUCCAGCAUAACCAUACCACCCAACCUGCGAGAUUAUUCAACACUUCUACCUCAGCUAAUGCUCUGCAAGAAGCUGCUCCAGAAUACUACAAAAAACCAUACCAUGGUGGAAAUCCCGGAUUCAAUAAGCCCCAAAGAAAAUAUGACUCUCGGCGCCGUGUGAAUCGCUUCCAGAACAACUAUAUUCCAGCCAUUCCUGAAGACUCGCCAUUCAAGGCUGAGCUGCAAGCCUUCGAAGAGUGUAUUGCUCAUAAUGCGUCUUACGAUUUGGCUUCUGGUGCACUUGUUGGCGGAUCUUCGGAAUUCUGGAAUGCCGUUUACGCUGUCAUGCCACUCUACAAAAGUCUUGUGGCCAAAGGCGGCUUAGACAAAUAUCGCUCCGCGCAGCUAGUCGCGCUUCUAAGAAACGGGCUUCGGGUUUAUCGAAUGGAGGUUUCUCAUUUCGACAAGAAUUUUGAUUUUGACUCUGACACCCCGAUCAGGAACAUUCAUGACUUUUUGAUGAGCUCAAUCAGAGAGGUUACCAAUGACUUGUUGGAUGGAAAGUUCAUGCUGACAUCAUCCGGACUAUGUCAUUUGUUCAAGGCCUACAAAGAUCUGGGACUUAUCGAAGAGGCUUCUUAUGUGUGGAAAACUGGAAAGUCAACGCCUCAUUUGUCGGGUCUGUUUGCAGCCGAAACCGUCCUGGGUGCUGUGUUCCCAUUCUUGAUCGAGAGUGGUGACUUUGAUUUCGAUGAGUUGUUGCAGAUGUACAACGAAAUCAGAAACAGCAAGAAGGAAGACCAACACAUUCACAAUGAGCUUCAAGUGGGAAUGAUCCGUGCUUGUCUCGUCAAAGGCUACAAUGACUCUGCGGUUGCCAUUCUAAGAGAGUUGUCUACCUCCAUUUACAACGAUGCUCAACUCCGUGGUCAGACCCCACCCACCAGUUCAAUCAGUUACAUUACUGUUGGACAUCUGUCUUUUAUCGGAUUCUGCAAGAAUUUGUCAACUGCAGAUAUGUUUUUCGAAAGUGCCAUCAAAAACGAAAUGCCAUACCCAACACCUUUGCAGCUGAACUUCGUGAGGAAGUACCUUUCCAAUGUGUGGGAGGUCUCCAAGGACUAUGCCAGGGUCAGAGCUAUCUGGCUGAGAACUUGGCAGAAUUAUGAAGAGAAGAAUGUCUCGAACUCAUCAAUCUCAUCGUCGUUGAAUGCCGCGUUUCUGUCAAUUUUCUUCGAGAAGUACAGCGCUUUCUCGCCUGAGGCCUUUGCGGAACUUAAAAAGCUGAUCGUUGAUUACAACUCGGUGAGGCCUGUUGACGAACCUUUUUUGAACAUCCUAAUGUCCAAGUCAGGCCAAUGGGGUAGCCUUGAUGUGUUGAACGUUAUCGAAGAGGCUUUUGAGCACUUCAACGUUCGCAAAACAAACGUCUCCAUGAGAUGCUACUUGAAGAACUGUGGUCACGUUGACGUUCCAAACGUGAUGAUUCUGCGCUGCUGGCGUGAGCUCAUCGCUUGGAAUGAAACCCACAAAUACUCUUUCAUUGCGCAUGCCGAUUGGACUGCUCUGAGAGAUGCAACUGUCAACUCGCCUCUCGUUUCCAAGAAGGUCAACGGAAGCCAAAGAGCAGACCUUUACUUCAAACUUUGGAAGCUAUACUCACCUUAUUUCAACAGGCUGGAGAACUUCAAAACCUACGUGGACAAAGAUGUUUCGCUUAAUCCCAACUACAUGCGCAUCUUCCAAAACAUGAAGGAUGUUGAUACCUCAGACAUUCCAGCCCCAAUGCUCUACUCCAUCAAGAGGAAUCCGGCCAUAGAGAGAUAUAUCGGAUACACCUAUUGA